Molecule: messenger RNA, 2155 nt
Organism: Mus musculus (house mouse)
Lineage: Eukaryota; Metazoa; Chordata; Mammalia; Rodentia; Muridae
Gene: Brf2
Product: BRF2, RNA polymerase III transcription initiation factor 50kDa subunit
Exons: 4
Coding region: 740-1600 (286 amino acids)
Biological process (GO): DNA-templated transcription initiation; transcription by RNA polymerase II; transcription preinitiation complex assembly
Cellular component (GO): nucleus
Source: RefSeq, a predicted model, not a curated record
GCCAGCCGAUUGGCCAGCUGGCCGGAGGAGGAUGGUGCAUCCGGAAUAAGCGCCCCUCCACUUUAUUGCCGCUGCCCAGUUACAAGUUCUCUGGGAGUUUGUGCCUGACGGCGGUACCGCAGCCCUGGACCGACCGACGAGAUGCCGAACGGAAGCCGCUGCCCGGAUUGCGGCUCCUCCGAGCUCGUGGAAGAUUCGCAUUAUUCUCAGAGCCAGCUGGUGUGCUCCGACUGCGGCUGCGUGGUCACCGAAGGGGUCCUAACUACCACCUUUAGCGACGAGGGCAACUUCAGGGGUACUGGUCUUGAACCCGGGGAUCGCCAGCCUUGGGCGGUGGAGUCCUUAAACCCAGCUCCCUCUUUCCAGCCUCCUCCCUUUCUUGGCCAUGCGCACAGUUAAAUGUGAGAGAAUUGGGCUUAAGUAAACAGAUGAGCUGGAGGAGGGUGCGAUCCAUCUGAUUUCCCAGUACCUACAACGGUGUCUGGCAUUGGAAGUGACAUAUUCUCGAAGCACUGGGGAAAACGAACAAGUUAGUCGCUGCCAGCAACGAGAUCUCCGUCGAGUAAGAGACCUGUGUCGGAUUCUGAAGCUGCCGCUAACGUUUGAGGAUACAGCAAUCUCCUACUACCAGAAGGCAUAUCAGCUGUCUGGGAUCCGAGCUGCCAGGCUGCAGAAGAAGGAAGUGUUAGUCGGAUGCUGUGUUUUAAUCACCUGUCGGCAACAUAACUGGCCCCUCACCAUGGGAACCAUCUGCACACUGCUCUAUGCCGAUCUGGACUUGUUUUCUGGCACCUACAUGCAGAUGGUAAAGCUCCUGGGGCUGGAUGUGCCCUCCCUGUGCCUGGCAGACUUGGUGAAGUCUUACUGCAGCAGCUUCAAACUGUUCCAAGCGUCCCCGUCCGUGCCAGCCAAAUACGUGGAAGACAAAGACAAGAUGCUGUCUCGAACCUUGCUGUUGGUGGAGCUAGCAGAUGAGACGUGGCUAGUGACUGGACGGCAUCCCUUGCCCAUCAUCACUGCAGCCACCUUCCUGGCAUGGCAGUCUCUGCGGCCUUCAGACCGGCUGACCUGCUCUCUUGCCCAGUUUUGUAAAUUGGCGAAUGUGGACCUGCCCUACCCAGCUGCCUCUCGCCUGCAGGAGCUCCUGGCCGUGCUCCUUCAGAUGGCCGGCCAGCUGGCCUGGCUACAGGUUCUAAAACUUAACAAGCGGUCGGUGGUGAAACACAUUGGUGACCUUCUCCAGCACCGCCACAUGCUGGUCCGAACGGCUUUUCGAGAUGGAACAGCAGAAGUGGAGACCCAGCAGCAGCAGCAGCAGCAGCAGGGACAAGGACAAGGACAGCAGGACGAGGUGGGGGAUGGUCCCUUCGAUUUGCCCAAGAGGAAACGUCCCGCCAGUCCCACUCCCCUCCUGCCCCCCUGCAUGUUGAAGCCCCCCAAGCGGACCCACACCUUGCCCCCCGAAUCUGCAGUGACUGGCGAUGAGGAUAUUUCAGAUAGUGAAAUAGAGCAGUAUUUGCGCACCCCUCAGGAAGUUAGAGACUUUGAGAGAGCCCAAGCUGCUAGCCAGGCAGCCAUGCGUGUCCCUAACCCUCCCUGAUGCACGUUCUUUAAGGUGUCUUCAGUUCUGACUGCAAUUUAUUAACAGGCCUGUUGUGUUGCAAGAAAUGACUCUUGGCUUUUCUUUUUUAAAGAAACCAAGAGUAGCCUUGCAGUUAAUUGGACCAAGGUCCUAGAGAAGAUGGGAGGCAGAUGCGAUGACUAUGGUGGUGGGGUAGGGAAGUCCUGACCCGUGGUGCAGGUCACUGAGCCAGCUGUCUAUACAGUCCAGGAUGAAUCCUUCCUAAGACUGUUAAGGAGUCUGUCUGUCCAGCUCUCUUCUACCCUAGUGUGCAGUAAACGCAUUGCUGGGGUGAACGAGCUGCAUCCUAGUGCUAUCAACCAUUCCAUGAGCAGGAGCAGCAGUUCCUGGCUGGUGUCUGGUCUAGGCUCUAGUGGUUUGCAGUAUUCAUAAGACCCUUACAUCAUUAACAAAAGGACCAUGGGUGGGCGACAGCUGUCGCUCAAAGAGUUUUGCAAGAUUUUAAUAUAUUAAAACAAAGAGGCAUCUGCUGGAAAACAUUCUAUUGUAUAAAACCAGAGCUUUUAAAAUGUG